Messenger RNA from Sciurus carolinensis (gray squirrel), 1579 nucleotides. RefSeq names its product translation initiation factor IF-2-like. The record is from RefSeq and is a predicted model, not a curated record. Lineage: Eukaryota; Metazoa; Chordata; Mammalia; Rodentia; Sciuridae. The transcript has 2 exons. The coding region runs from base 398 to 1186 and encodes 262 amino acids.
GGUGAGUGAGCUCUCAAAGGCUGAGAAGGCAGGAAAGGCAUUCUAGGGAGUGGGAACAGCAUGCAGAGUCAUGACAAACGAAGACUGGAACGAAGACUGAGCAGGGGCCUCUACCUCCAAAACGCCUCAGUUCUGUGGAUCCACCCACGUCUUAUUCACUUGGGAUGUCCCAGCAAAAAAAGCGUCCCGGAGAGUGCAGGGUCGGGUCCAGGCGCCUCCACUGUCCCCCAUCCGGGGGCCUCCGCUUGGGCCCGGGUGAGUCAGCCCCCGGCGGCUACCGCGUCAUCCCGGCCGCUCGGUUCCGCGCUAUUUCGGGCUCCGGGCGCUAUAAAUAGAGGCUCGCGGAGCCGCGCCGCCCCCCUCCGCUCGGGCCCCCUGCGUCCCCGGCCCCGCCGCGAUGGCCGGGCCGCGCGUCACCGCGGCUAAGUUUAGAGGCGGCGGGGACACCGGCCUGGUCACUGUGCCCCCGGCCGCGCCCCGCCUCCAGGGCCCCGAGCUCUCAGCCCUUCCGGGGUGCAGGGGGACCUGGGGCUGGGACCAGGGGCGGCCCGGGGUCCCACCGUCGCCCGCGCAGCUGGGUGGCGGCUGGACGGUGGACUCGGGGCGUCUGGAGCGAGGACGCGGCUCCGCGGGGACGCCGGGAUUCGAACUCGUCACGCCGGGUGCCGGCGGGGCUUCCCGGGGCAGGGACGCGCGUAGAGAGCCAGCUUGGCACCGCCGGGGCCACUCGCGCGCCCCUCCCCAGUCGCUCGAAGUUAGGCCGACCGCAGGCGGCGGGCUGUGCUGCUCCCGAGUGGCGGGAAACGCUCCGGCGGGACGGGGCGGGGACCCAGCGCCAGCUGCAGUCACGGUCCCUUCCGGGAGCUUCUGCCCGCGGCGCCGCGCCCCCAACCAAACCUUCUGGCGGCGCGCCGGCGCCCCCUGGCGCAGGCGGCGGGAGUUGCAGGGGCAGCGCCGGCGGUGCCAUUCCCCGGCUGCGCGGGGACGAGUCGUGCCCCGCUCCCCUGGUGGCCUCCCACCGACGCUCUCCGCCCUGGGAUUCAGGGACACAAAUGCGUGGUGCUUCUUUAAGCCGCUCGGGCCUCGGUUCUCUCGUCUUUCCAGUGAACGAAUGAUGCCGGGGCCGGGUGCACAGCAGGUGACUGCGCAGCUGCGCCCCAGGGCCCACCAGCGGGCGGGCACCUGAGGUGCUCAGUGCAUCGGUAUCGAGGGGUGAGCGAACGGGUCCAUCUCGAGACCCGACGCUGGUCCUACUGAGUCCUCAGCAAUUGCAGAUGGGGAAACUGAGGCUGGCGGUGGGCUUUCUGUAGGGCUGGGCUUCUGUUCUGGGUUCAUCCACAGGACCCUGGGUUCGGAAGCCCCAUGUGGAGGUCCUGGGUGGAGAACUGUGACGCAAUGGCAGCUCCAGCCCCACCUCCCAGGACUAGGUCAAAGGCAAACUUGACAAAUCCUAGUAAUAUACCUUCUACUGCGGAUCCAGCCCGGUUCUCAGCACUCUACACAUAUUAACUAGUUUCAUCCUGGUAACAAUUGUACUGUUGUUAUACCCAUUUUAGAGAUGAGCAGACUGACAUACAGA